Messenger RNA from Aspergillus brunneoviolaceus CBS 621.78, 1674 nucleotides. Its product is annotated as acetyl-CoA synthetase-like protein. Bases 1 to 1674 code for a protein of 557 amino acids. Lineage: Eukaryota; Fungi; Ascomycota; Eurotiomycetes; Eurotiales; Aspergillaceae. The transcript has 2 exons. The record is from RefSeq and is a predicted model, not a curated record.
AUGGCCCUCCCUGUAUCUCACUACUUCUCGCAGCGAUGGCACACGACCCCGCUGCCGCGCCUGAUCGAUGAACUCGCCGAACUUUGUCCGAACCACCCUAUGGUCUCCCUACCGCGCAACAAGGACCGGCCAGAUGAAGGAUACCGUGACUACAGCCUUCAGGAGUUCUCCAGUGCGGUGAAUCGCGCCGCGUGGUGGAUUGAGCAGCACCUGGGACGCGCUCCGACCCGCUGGGCCACCCUGCAUUAUGUGGCUCCCCAAGACCUGUCGUACUUCAUUAUCACGUUGGCCGCAGUUAAAACAGGAUAUCAGACCCUGACUUGUCACCCCAGCGCAGACGUCGACACGCAUCUGUCGCUCAUGGAGCACACUGACUGCCAGCUCCUGCUGUAUCCCCCCAGCCCACACACGUCGGCGAUGCAGAAGGUCAACGCCAUUCGGGCCUUCAAGUCCGGGCUGACCGCUCUCGUCACCCCACCGCUGGAGGAGUGGCUGGCCGCCGAGGGCGCCCCGACUCCCGUGUACGCCUUCACGCCAACAUUGGCAGAAGUGCUGCACGAUCCCUUCACCAUCAUUCACAGCUCGGCCUCGACGGGGCCUGCCAAGCCCAUAGUCUUCACCCAUGCCACUGUCUACCUGCAGCCGGUGGGGUUUCAGAAGCUGCUGGAUCCCAGUCUGAUCAACUACGAGCAGUGGCGCGGCCAGCGCGUCGGCGUGCUGACGCCCCUCUCCAUCGCCGCGGGCCUGUUCCCCUUCCUAGGCAUGAACUUCUGCUUCGAUCUGACCUUGGUGCUGCCCGGCGUGACAACUGGGCCUGGUCCUUCCAUGACCGCAACGCUGAUGGACCAGCUUCUACAACACGGCGACGUCUUUGCCUGUAUUACGGGACCCAAGACCCUCCCCGAGACGUGCGCUAACCCGGCCUACGCCGACAACUUACGCCGCGUGCGCCAGCUCGCCAUCGUCGGGGCUCCCUGCCCGCCGUACCUGGCCUCCCAGGUCACCGCGCACACCCAGAUCACCCACAUCUACGGCUCGUCCGAGUCUGGCACACUGCCCGCCGAGGUGCUGCCCGACCCGGCCGACUGGGCCUAUUUGAAGCUGAGUCCAGAUGUGCCGCACGAGUACCGCCCCGUGUGCGGGCCCUACCACGAGCUGGUGCUGUUGCGACGUCCCGACGCGCCCGCCCAGCCCGUCUUCGCCAUGUUCCGCGACUGUGACGAGUAUCCCAUGGGCGACCUGUUCGCCCGGCAUCCCUCGCAACCAGAUUACUGGCGCUACUGUGGCCGCCGCGCGGAUCUCGUGGGCUCUCCGCCGCGUCGCUUCCUGCCCCGCGACAUGGAGUGGGUGCUGGAGGCCCAUCCCGCCGUCCGCUGGGCCCUAAUUGCCGAGGAGCGCCACGGUGGCCUUGCCCUGCUGCUGGACCUCCACCCCGACGCGCAACGUGUGUGUCCUCCGACUACAGAUAUCUGGGACACUCUCCAGCUGCUGCUCGACCAGGCCAACGCGCUGUGUCCCAUCCCCGCCGCCCUCCGCCGAGAUCUUGUCGUCUUCACCGACCCGUCCCGGCCCCUGCCACUCAGCGUCAAAGGGAACCCGCAGCGCGCCCGCUCUCUCGAGCUCUACCGGUCGGAUAUCGAGGCCGUGUUCGGUUCGGAUGAGAGUCAUUACUAA